UUACAAAGUCAGUGUCCGAAGUUGCAGGUACGACCAGGAAACAGUGGAGGAACGGUUUCUCUUGGUAGAGACCUUGAGGAGUCGCUGAGCGCCAUGGGAAGGAUGGCGAAACAACUUUUGGAUCAGCAGAAGGAAGCCGAAGAUGCUAAGCGAGAGGAGGAAGCCCGUAAAGCAAAGGAAUUUUGCCGAGAAAGCGGCAAAAGGAGAAGAGGCGAGGUUCUUGAUGCAAAAGAAACUGGCGAAGGAGGAGAAGGAGAAGAAACGGGACUGGGAGAUCCGCAAGCUGUUGGUCGAGCAAGCAGCGGAGUAUGAUAAGAAACUGGAAAAGUUGGUGGGACUAACUAAGAAGAUGAAAGGAGUCUCGAUCAAGGGAAAGAAGAAAGCGAAGGCGGGAGCUACACCGUCUUCAACUUCUGAAGAAUCCGAAGAGGAGGAGGAGGAUUUGACCACCCCGUUGAAGGACAAAAGAAAAAGGAGAGACUCUACAGGUGCUGCCGAGAGUAGUCCGCCAGUGGAGACUCCGAAGAAGCUCGGGAAGAAGGAAGGUGUCGAGACCCCAGCAAGCCAAAGGAAGAAAGGAAGAGGAAGACCUUCUAAACUUGAGGCACAGAUGGCAAUAUUGGCGAAGGGAGAAGAUCCGUGGGAGGGAGUCCCCACGGGAGAAAAGUAUGCAACCGAAGCCGCGUUCCGCAAAGCAGUAAGGAAGACGAUUGCUUCGUUCUAUCCGGAAACCUUGAAAGUGAUGUGCAAGGGAGCUGGCCUGCCGUUUUAUGGGGUCAAUGAUGCAAUCGAUACCCUAUCAGAGCUACGUAUUACGUACUGCUACCGCAACAAGAAGUCUGCUGGCUCUACAUCAGCCAAGUCAGCCGAAGAGGAACAGAUAGGGGACGAACUCGCUGACCCGGAGAACGAGCUUGAAAAGUAAGUAUGAAAGUUGGUGUACUCUAUUGAAGUUUUUGGAAGCUCGAAGAUGGUGCAAACUUAA
Chara braunii is the source of this 985-nucleotide messenger RNA. The record is from the annotation of a GenBank genome assembly. Lineage: Eukaryota; Viridiplantae; Streptophyta; Charophyceae; Charales; Characeae.